This is a messenger RNA of Mesocricetus auratus (golden hamster), 1310 nucleotides long. RefSeq names its product DET1 and DDB1 associated 1 (gene Dda1). The transcript is spliced from 5 exons. The record is from RefSeq and is a predicted model, not a curated record. Gene Ontology annotation, cellular component: Cul4-RING E3 ubiquitin ligase complex. The coding region runs from base 357 to 821 and encodes 154 amino acids. Gene Ontology annotation, biological process: positive regulation of proteasomal ubiquitin-dependent protein catabolic process. Lineage: Eukaryota; Metazoa; Chordata; Mammalia; Rodentia; Cricetidae.
CCGUGGCUCUCUGGGGUUGGGGCUCUUUGUCUCUAGCCGGGGUGUGGAGGCCACACCUCAGGGAUGGGCAGGGGCGAUUUUAGACCCCAGAUCCCAGCCUACGCUGGGAGAAGAGGCGAUGAAUCACAAGGAGCCGUUCCUGGAGGGACACGGCUGUGGCCCCCGCGCCGCCUCUCAGCCUCAUUCCCCACACCAGGGGUCUCCCGUGCCACCCCCGCGCUCCUGAGCCUGCGACCUCCCAGAGGCCGGCCCCUCCCGGCCCUUCGCUAAUCCACCUAGAAGCGGGGUGUACACUUUCUCACUAACAGCAUCACUGGGGCUCCCUGUGCUGAGUCUGCCCCGGACUCCGGGGGACAAUGCCCUCCUUUGUGACCUCGUCCCCACCUGCUCCCAAGUCCCCGCCGUCCCAGGACCCCUGGAGCACAGCUCCCCUUGACCCCGAAGGCCCGCGAGGGGUGGCCUGUGUCUUGCAGCGUGGUUUGCCAGCCGGCCUGAGGAGGUCCUGUCUUUUAGAGGCAGACUUUCUGAAAGGCUUGCCCGUCUACAACAAGAGCAACUUCAGCAGGUUCCACGCGGACUCCGUGUGCAAGGCUUCGAACCGCCGUCCCUCAGUGUACCUGCCGACCCGAGAGUACCCGUCAGAGCAGAUCAUUGUGACAGAAAAGACGAACAUCCUCCUGCGGUACCUGCACCAGCAAUGGGACAAAAAGAACGCCGCCAAGAAGAGAGACCAAGAGCAGGUGGAGGUGGAGGGUGAGACCUCGGCGCCGCCCCGCAAGGUGGCCCGGACCGACAGCCCUGACAUGCCCGAGGACACCUAGGCCCCGUGCAGCGCGUCUGCUCCCGCCCGGCCCGCCUGUGUAAGCGCAGCCCAGCUCCUACACCCAGCCCGCACCCUCAACCUCAUAGGACCCGUGUAUUUAUUUUCCUUGAGUUUUUAUUUAUGCUGUAACUCGUGUCAAGCAUUGGUUAAAAGGACAUCAGGCCCAGCCGUAAGGUGUUGGUAGACGCUUUUGUAAAGCACAGCGGUGUCCCCCACCCGGCCACCCGCCAACAAGAAGACACCAGGGUCCAGAGCCCAGGGCGGCCUGCUCUCCCAACACACCGAGCGGCCUUUUCGCUCCUUCCCACCCACAGGCCGGCCGCCGGGUCUCGGUCCCCGGGUUUCCGGGGCCCCUCCCAUGCCCAGGCUUCACUCUGAGCCCACGCCAGGGCAGCAGAGAGCCGGCCCUUCUGGAUCUUUCUCUUAAGUCAUUUUAUCAUGGACUAGCCCGUGCUCCGCACCCACCCCAAUAAAAGGAUCUCUCCUA